AUGCCUCCUUGCACCAAUUCGACUCCUACUAAGAACCAUGGUCGUACUGCUGGCCGAAAGUCAAUUAAGUCUGAUAAGAUGGUUGCUGACUCUGAUGUUGAGAUGGACGAGACCUCACCUUCAAAGCAGAAGAGAACUGCAGUGAAUGAUGAGGAUACAGUAACAAGGGAGAAGGCAAUCACUAUGCCUCGCAAAGGUGGUAAGGACAAGAAGACCAUAGACAAUAUAGACAACAGCGAUGAGGAUAGGGCAGUGAGUUCUCCUCGUAAAGCUGGUAAGUAUCAGAAGGUCAUUGAAAGCAGCGAUGAUAAAACCAAUCUUGCUUCACGCAUGUCCGGUCGUACCGCUGCCAAGAUCGCAAGUGCUAAGCUGAAGGAUGUAUUCAUGGACAAUGACUCCGAUGUCGAGCAGUCUUUGGAGAGUGAUGCGGCUCUACCAAUCAAUGAACCUGAAAUCAUGGAAACUCCCAAGAAGAAGGUGAAUAAGGCAUUUGUUCUUUUGCCGACUUCCAUUAGUUCUUCGCCCAACAAAGGAAAGGUGACUCAUACACCCAUCAAGCAAGUUUAUGUCAGUGAUUCUGACAAGGAUGCACAGCUGGAACAAUCUUCCCCUGUGAAGAAAGGUCGUAACAGGCAGAGUAAGCUUGACUCUGAAGCACAAGCAUCAACAGAGCGAUCCAAGCUUGAUCAUUAUGAUGUAAUGACCCUGCUGCGCCUUGCCAUGACGAAGAUGUCAGAGCAGGAGAGACGAGAUUUCUGCUUGCAAGUAAAGCAAUAUGAUCCUAGAGACCGCGACAUCCACUUGUCUCCAACCAAAUUCGCCAGUGGAUCAAAAGGCAAGACGGAGGAUGUUCUGUAA
Sparassis crispa is the source of this 858-nucleotide messenger RNA. RefSeq lists its product as hypothetical. The record is from RefSeq and is a predicted model, not a curated record. Bases 1 to 858 code for a protein of 285 amino acids. Lineage: Eukaryota; Fungi; Basidiomycota; Agaricomycetes; Polyporales; Sparassidaceae. The transcript has 13 exons.